Messenger RNA from Patiria miniata (bat star), 3412 nucleotides. RefSeq names its product proteoglycan 4-like. The coding region runs from base 347 to 3412 and encodes 1021 amino acids. The record is from RefSeq and is a predicted model, not a curated record. The transcript is spliced from 14 exons. Lineage: Eukaryota; Metazoa; Echinodermata; Asteroidea; Valvatida; Asterinidae.
GCAACAGUGGAUUCUUUUGUAUCACCUAGGCACUAUAUGAGCAGUGACCCUGCAAUAGGCAAUAAGAUGAAACAGUGCACAGGGACUUUAUGAGUUGCCUGCUAAGUGCAACGAUAUGCAACAACUUUUUACCCACCUUUGUUCCUUUAUGUUGCAUUUACCGGUAGCAGAGUUAGCUGCUAACUUACUGCUACUGUGAAUAUUUGAAUAUUUAACAUUUUAUCCCAACUAGUUGUGACUACUUAAAUUCCCUAGUUGCCCAUGCCCACUACUGAGCUGGAAUCCCCAACGGCCAGGAAGAUCAUGCAUACAGGUAGCCUGAAGCCAACCCAGCUUAACAGCCAAGAUGCCAGUUCGUGGAUUCCUCAAGAUGCUGCUUGCCUUGUUUGUGUUCUGUACACUGAAUCUUCGUCACGGCAUUUCUGGCCUUCCUCUACCCGAACAACACACGUUCCGUGCAAGGGCGAGUGUUCGUAGCAGGAUUGAAAUUUUAGCUGCGAGUCGGUCCAAACGAAGUAGUGAUGACUCCAUCAUCAAGGAACCAUUUUACGGCACACCCAGCAUCCAAGUCUACUUGCAGAUGGGCCAGACUUUUCACAUGCCAUGCCCGAUCCGAAGAGAAGGCGAGAAAGUCAGCGUCUUCUUGUGGUUUAAAGGAGGAGACCUCGUUGCCCGACAUACGAUUGUAGCGGGGGAUACCAACUUCACCCAGAGUGAUCGCUUUCAAUUGUCUGGCACGUAUGGUCUGAUAGUCAGGCAAGUUGAACAGGAUGACGGCGGAACGUACACUUGUAGGGUUAUACCCUAUGGAAGUUCCAAAAGCAGACGAAGCUCAACCGAUGUCACUGUAUUAGAUAAACAGUUUCCCGCCGUUGAUGACGCUUUGGCGACAAGGCAGGAACAGAAUUUCACCCGCGGACAACGACACGAACUUCCAUGCCCCGCUGCACUACCAGAAAACGGAAACCGCCGGGCCACAGUUUACUGGUGUUUAGACACCGGGGAGUCUGAUUUUACGAGUAUCAUCGGAGUCAAGUUCUCAGACGGAGAAACCAACGUUUACCUUGAGGAAUACAACAUCACCGUCGAUAGUUCCUUGGUUAUCAACUCUCUGAAAAGCAACUACAGUCGUUUCUGGUGUCAUCGCUCUGUGUCAGGAUCACAACUAAAAUCCGGGAUUAUCGAUGUCAACGGAAAAGAUCCGAGACCAGGCGAGAUGCCCAUGGUAACUACUCAUGAGCCUGGACAUGUUGGGAAUGUGAAGCUCAGUGUGAUACUAGGUUUAAUUUUCGGUCUGUUGUCAGUAAUUGCAUGCUUAGUUGCGAUUGUUCUAUUCGUGUGGAAACACUCUGGUACAUUUCCCGAGCCUGAGGAUCAGAUACAACAGAACCGGCAAGAAACAAGUGUUGAACUGAUUGCAAUUGAGGAACACCAAGAUGAAACCAGUAUGGCGACUGCAGAUGAGGGUUUUCACGAAUUAACACCUUUGACUGAAGCCACUGGAACUGAUACAUCAGUAGAUUCAGAUCUGAAAGACGACAAAUCGUCAUGGUUGACUGCAGACACUGCAGCUAAUACGCGUCAUACAACUGGAUUUUGUGGAGAAUCUUCUUCGUCGAGGACCAACGCGGACCAAACGAAUGCAUACAUCAGAAGCAGUCCCAAGUCCUGCACAACUUUCGAGAGAAUUGUGGUAAUGGUGGUACCACAUAAAGUAUCAGCCUCGUCACAAAAACCUGUUAAAGUGACAUCCAAGAAACCAUCACUUACUGCACGGAGAUCCGCACCGAAAUCCAAACAGUAUUUAACGCCGAAGAAAUCUAGCCAUCGUGAAGCUGGUGAAACACAGCCUGUGUUGCAGAAGGCCACUACUCCCGAGUGUGCAAAAUCAGAACAAGAGAAAGUUCCUCUUGUAGAAAUUGUGCAGCCGAAAGAUGAAAUACCUUCUAAGACGAGUGGUGAACAACAGCAAGACAAAUUACUGGGGGACGAGGGAAACAACAAGGAUCACCAAGAUUGGAUGGAGGGGCAGCAAGCGCUUCAAGACAGCGAGACUGGUUGUUCCAGUCAGACAUCAGUGGUCGAAGAGGAGACACCUCAGACAGCAUCAGCACCUGAACAAGCACCGACCGAGAUCGCUGAAACAGGAACCAAGACAAUUGAAAAGAAAGUCCAAAUGAAAAUUUCGGAUGAGAAGGAAGGUGUGAAGACAGCAAAACCUGAUGUGAGCAGGACAACCGAUAGACCAAAGCUGUCAUCCAACCCAACUCAAGACCAAACCAAAGCAGGAAAAGUUGAAAAUGACAAAAGUGAAGGAGACAAUAAUUUGUCACCGGGCCAUCAGAAGGGCAAAAAGGGGAAGCUUGAAGCGAACAAGAAGAAAGCAAAGUGGAAAGAAAGGCCGAAAGUGGAACCGAAAUGGAAAACAAAGUAUCCAGUUAAAGUUCCUCUCACAUCUGACGAUGAGAAGACAUCGAAGACUGGUUCUCAGUUAGAAUCACAGCUGCAACCGGGAGACAAAAAAGCGCAGAAAAAGGAAAGAGACGAACAUCGUUUAACACCAGAAAAAGAUCCAGAACAAACAUCAAAUCAGCAAGUCGCGGUAUGUGGAUCUGAAGGCAUCGCAUCCGUUGUCGAAUCGAGUCCAUCGAACCCCAACCGCCCAGUCCCAUCUGUACCAGAACCAAUUGAUGACAAUUUGAACGCAGUGUCCGGCGAAAAACUGUCGAAAACAAUACCAGUUGCAAAGAAAAGGAGAGAUCGAAAAUCCCCAUGCUUAACGUCUGUGCAAAAUGCGAAGCCGCAGAAAUCUUCGGAACCCCCUUCUUGCGAACAGAUGAAUCCUACAGCCCCUGCAAACAAGGCAAUUGAACGAGGUGGUGAUGCCACCAUGUCUCCUGCCGUUUACCCAACCAUUUCUGAUCCCGAUGUAGCUCCUACCCAACCAAAUAAAAACUACCAUCUAAAUCCCACACAGCCCAUUGCUGCUGUUAAACCUUUUACAUGCAACGAUACUGCAUCACCACAUUUCUCUAUAGGGGCUGCUGCUGCAUCUGUUGCCACUCCAACACCAGUCCCCGAAACAACGCCGUAUAAGGACGAUACACACAUGAGUCACGUUGGUACUCCCGAAGAUACGCCCAUACCAAGUUUCACACAAACAACACCUGAUAACUCCUCUGAUAUGCCUGUAUCGACAAACUGGGAAGAUCCACAAUCUGCAGCGGGCAGUCCUGAAGUACCUGUACCCUUACCGAACCCACUUUCAAGCGAUGAUGAACCAAUGGAUUCGAAGAGUGGCAGCGAGCAUGAAGAGAUAGAAAUGGAAGAUUCUGUAGAGCAUCAAGCAGUGAAAGAAAGUGGUAAGAUAUACAGAAAUAUUAAUGGAAUGACAUUGCAAAAAAGCAUAUGA